Molecule: messenger RNA, 7647 nt
Organism: Poecilia reticulata (guppy)
Lineage: Eukaryota; Metazoa; Chordata; Actinopteri; Cyprinodontiformes; Poeciliidae
Product: vacuole membrane protein 1
Source: RefSeq, a predicted model, not a curated record
CCACACCCUGUACUCAAGUUAUGAUGCAGUUCAUGGUAACAUACUGUUGCCCCAUAUUACCAGUGCAGCUCCAACACAGUGGCUUUAUUUGAGCUCAGAGGUCCUUGAGGAAGAAACACCAGCUGUAACGGACUCCCUGUCAGCGGAAGGAGAAUGAUGGCAGAGUGCGGGGCCGAAAGCGAGCAACCUCAGAGGCGUCUUGGUGACAAGAAGCAUAAAAACGGAGAACUCACAGACUCAGAUCUUCCAGAAGAGGAGAAGAAGCAGAGAGACAGGGAAGACCAUGAAAGCCUGGUGUUAUGGAAGAGGCCUUUGCUCACACUUUACUACUUCUCCCUGGAGCUGUUCAUCACUCUUAAAGGAUGGAUGUGGAGGCUUUGGCAUCAAAGACAGACAGUGUUUGGACUUGUGAUGCUGCUUAUCCUUCUCUCUAUUGCUUACCAUAUUGAGGGACCACAUCAGAAGUACGUGCGCUACAUGGAGAAGAAGACGCUGUGGUGCGCCUAUUGGGUCGGCCUGGGUAUCCUCUCCUCUGUGGGUCUUGGCACCGGCUUGCACACCUUCCUGCUCUACCUGGGACCUCACAUCGCAGCGGUGACCCUGGCAGCCUAUGAAUGUGGUUCGGUGGAAUUCCCUGAACCUCCCUAUCCGGACCAAAUUGUCUGUCCCCAACAGGAAGUACUGACAUCCGGCCCUGGUGCCGAGCAGGUGGAUGCGGGGGCAGACGGGAUGGUGGGCCUCCAGGGAAGCAUCUCCCUCUGGACCAUCAUCUCAAAAGUUCGUCUGGAAGCUUGUAUGUGGGGCGCCGGUACCGCUAUAGGGGAGCUCCCUCCUUACUUCAUGGCGCGGGCUGCCCGCCUGUCCGGCGCUGAUCCAGAUGAUGAAGAUUACCAGAAGUUUGAGGAAAUGCUGGACCAGACCGAGUCCGCACAGGAUUUUGGAUCCCGAGCGAAAGUAGCCGUCCAGAAGCUCAUCCAGAAGGUCGGCUUCUUUGGGAUCUUAGCCUGCGCCUCUAUUCCGAACCCGUUGUUCGACCUGGCCGGAUUAACGUGCGGGCAUUUUUUGGUCCCCUUCUGGACGUUUUUUGGUGCGACGCUGAUUGGAAAGGCUGUGAUCAAAAUGCACAUUCAGAAACUGUUUGUGAUCAUCACCUUCAGCAAGCACAUUGUGGAGCAGAUGGUCUCUCUCAUUGGGCUUCGUCAGCCCGCAAGUUGAUGACAUAAAGCAGGAAAGACUCAAACUCAUCCAGCGCAUGCAGGACUGGAUCAGGGAGCUUUCCGGUGCUUGGCAUGCCGCCUCAGUCCUCUCGUUUGAUCUGGAGCGAGACGCUGCGUCGAGGCUGAGCUGCUCGCUCGUAUGUUUGUGCCGGUUUUUCCAGCCUUCACUUUGAGGAAAGCUGCAGCGGUGAGGGCCGUCGGACGGAAGUGUUUGAGAUUCAGACUUGUUUACAUCAGCUCACUAACUGUUGGAGGAUACGGCUUAAAAAUAAAAUAACGUUUUUUGGGUAUUUCUCUUUUAUAACACAGCUGAUUUAAAUCAACGUUUUUCUUGCUUUCUUUUCUAAAAUGGAAAUUUAGACAGAAAAUAUUUUCAAAAAGUGGCUUUUAUUUCCAUCACCUUUCUUUGAGUUGCACGGCGAAGUGUUACGAGAAUGUUUAUUUGGUUAUGAGAAUACAGUUGAAUAUUAGCAGAUUAAAGAUGCAAUUUUACCAGAAAAGACAUCUUAAGAGUUACAAGAAAACAUUUGUUUUAAUGAGAAAAAAGCUUCGAGAGACUUAUCUGACGUGACCAGCUCAGUUCUUUGCGCAAACAUUUCUGAGUCUUUUUACUGAUGAUUUGUUUCCGAUGUGUAAAAAGAUGAAAUUUUUCUAUAACGGGUAAGUAUUGUCUAGAAAGUAUAACUUCAUGAGAUUUUCAACAUUCCACACUUGAAUUUAAAAAUAGGACUUUAUUCACGUAGUGAGAAAACAAUACAAAACAAUCUUAGUCUGGCCCUACUUCUUGGUCGCAGAGCUGACCUUAAUUCAAAGUCCAAAUAAACAGUUACGCACAGUUGUCAAACAACAUGGCCGCCGUGGGCGUUGUGACAUCACUCGGAACUAUGAAAACCCAAGAAGUGCCAAAAUCAGGAUUUGUUUUGGAGAAUCACAACUUUCCAAUAAUUAAAUUGUCAAAAUCCAAACAUUUUGAUUCAUCGAUAAAAUCAGGGACUGAUGCGAGUUCCUACAAAUGUCACAGAGAGGGAAAAAAAACGAACUGAAAUCGUAUAACUAAUCACAGCAAUGGUUUCAUCUUCACAGUGACCCUCGCUUUAAAUCCAUCUAAUUGAUUGAGUCGGCCCAUCUCCACAUGUUGCAUGGCGUCUCUCUGUCAUGCUCUGGUGGUGAAAGCAGACAGGGAGAAUCCAAACCUCAAAAGCUUAACCAGCACAGACUGAUGUGUUGAGCCAGGAUGGUCCUAUUGCCAUGUGAGUGUGUCUCCAAGGCAGGAGUCCGUUACCGGCGCACUGGGCCGCUGCUCCUGCAGCACGAGGGAGGCCGUCCGCUUCAGGGGGUCCCAGCGGGUCGCUCUCGUUACUGGGGCGUGAGGAGGUGCGCUGGUGUGAACUGCCAUGCCAGAGGUGGGUACCAGUGAUGAGCUGCGAAUCUUUGCACGGCAGUUCCAAGUCGAGGCCAAAUCCACGUCUUUAAUUAUAAGUUUAGACAAGUUAAAACAAGUCGUCUUUUCUGCCUUUUGGAUCCCAAAAGAGCUGCUUUGAGUUUCCAUCGUCUUCAUUCAGCACCAAAAAAAAAACACCAUUUACCUGGAACAUUGUUUUGUUUUAUUAAAGCAAUCUAUAACAGAAUUCUAAGACUUUUUUUUCUCCUCCAAGAAGUAACAGCUCAAUGCUUUAGUGAAGUAGUUUUUAAUGCAAAUGUUGCUUUUCUAUUACUUCUUUAGUUUCUUUGUUAGAAAUCUGUCAGAAUUAAAAAAUAAAUCAAGGAAAUCUGUAUGUACAUCAUGUUUCACACACUGUCACAACUGUGCAAAUUAAAAUCUAUAAAAAUGCAAAGUUAAAACAUUUAUGCAUUGACAAAAACAUCCACACAAAAACUUUAAUCUUUCGGAGACGUUUAGUUCCUAUCACCUUCAGUGUAACAAGAGCUUUAAAAGUGAGUAAUCUUACAACCUGAGGCCUAAACGCGUAGAAACUCACUAAAUUUUAAAACAUCUUUCUAUUACUUAAUUAAUCUAAAAGUUUGAUUUUCCUACAUUUACAGUUAAAUACAAUUGAUAUCCAUGUCACAUUUAUAAUAAAAAACACUUUCAAGAAAUUGCACCAACAGAAACAGAUUAUUUUCCUUCUUAUUCUCAUUACUGACUUCGCAAACCUUCUGAAUAUUCAAUUUCUAAAUGCGUGCAAAUAAAAGGACUUCAUUUUUCUGUUACCACCGACAGAUUUAGAUCCAGCAUAAUCCUUUAAUUUUACAAACACGUUUCUUCUGAUUGGAAGGAAUAAUAACUAUUUUGAGUGACCCAGACAGAUUUCUGACUUGAAUCUGGUGGAGAUCCUGUGGAGGGAUGUGAAGAUCCCCUAGGAGGCCAGAAAUUUGGAUAAUUUAGAUUUCAAAUUAUCAACCCAGAGGUGGGUGAAAAAAGGACAAAUCUAUUUACAUUUAGAAAGAACUGAGUGAAAAUAGUUUUGAAAAGAAAAAAGAAAGAUUUAUCCAUGUGAAUUUACACAUUAUUUAAAAACAACAUGUGGAAAAAAUAUCUAUACACUUUAAGCAAGAUUGUGGAAGAAAAAUGUUACUUGGUGUUACAACAAUCAAACCUUCAGCUUUUUUUCUUCCACUUCUAUUUUGGUGAUAUGUCUCUGAUGUUGGAAAGCCUCCUUUCCAUCACCCUAAUCUUAACUACCUCCACAGAUUCUCCAUUAGUUUCCAACAGAGUCACUCAAAAAUGUUUCUUCCAAUUUGAAGAAAUAUUUUGCUAGUUCAAUGAUUUCUUUCAACCUAAAUCUGAGGGAGAUGUCAGUUUAUAAAAUGCUAAAAAUUUAAGCAAGUGGAAAAUUAAUGUAUAACAAAAAUAAGUCAAAUGAAGCUCUUUUAUUUGUAUGCAUUUAGCAAUAUAAUAUUCAGAGUGUUUCUGAUGUAUAAUGAGCUGUAAAGGAAUAAAAGAUCUCAUUUUAAUCAUCAGUACAGAAGAAAUUAGGUCCGUUUCAGUUCACACUAUUUAUUUAGAGUGUUUUAAAUAGAGUUUCCAUGUAACACGGCGUGAAAAUUAGAUUUAAUACCCGUAUAUAUUAUUACAGAGUUUGUCUUGUUUAAAAUGUUUAGCAUUAUCUAUGCAGCUUAACGUCUCUAAAACAGGCUGGACAAAUAUUCAAUCAGGCGGCCCAAAUGCUGAUCUAAAAGUUUUAUCUGUUCAUUCAGAGGAAAAUGUAGCAGACAGACAAUCUGUCUGACUUUAUAGAGUGAAUUCAGGGAAUACUUCACCUAGCUUUCAGUAAUCCCAUUGGUUAAACCACCUCUGCUUUUGAAAUCAUUGAAAAACUUUUAGAACCUGCCUAAUUUGUUACUAAAGUCAAUGUUUACGGUUCAUAACCAAAGCAUGACACCAUGACGCACAUUUACACCUGUGGACUGUACUGAACACUUUAGCUGAAACGCAAAUCGGAUUAAACGAUUGUUGAAAUAAUCGCCAACUAAUUUAGUAAUCAAUUAAUUGUUAACUGGGUUAUACAGACUAUGAAGAAGGCCAUUUGCUGAAGGAAUAAUAUACUCAAAGCGGUAAUCAGGCCAAAACUAUACACAAUACUUUUAAGAUAAAAAGGUUAAAUAUGUUUUACCCAGAACUCAAGUGGCAGUUUUGGCUUCACCUGAUUUGAUUUCUGUUAAAGAAAUUCUCCUAUUAUUAAUCCCCAGUUGGUUAUUAAUACAAAAAUGAAUCAACAGAUUAUUCCUGCACUGUUGAUGUUUAGUCAAACAGAAAGGCUCAGCUUUCCACAGAUGCAUCCUUUGCUACAAAUGAUCAAGCACACUAAAGAAACGCGACGUCGCGGCAUGUUGGGCAAUAAAAUGUGCAUUUUAUUAUCUAUAAAAGGAAUUAAAUUAUUUGUGUAUGAAAAGGGUUAAAUUAAAAAUCUGCAAGGUGUGCCAAUUUCUUAUUCGAUUAAUCAAUAGAGUAAUAACUAAAAUAAUCACUUGAUGCAACCCUUCUGAAUGCAUAGUGGUCCCGGGGGGGGGGGAUUUUAAUAGUAAGUGUAGAAAAUUACGCAUGAAAAGAAAACAUUCAUCAAUAAUUUGAAUUGCCGUCAUCAAGUCAGACAAUUAUCUCCAACAGCUCACGUAUUUUUCUGUGCCUGAUGCAGACUGACGCAGGAGAAAAAAACCUUUUCUUUCUUUUUUUUUUUUGGGACUUUUUUAACGGUUACAAUGAUUCAUUUUGAACGGAUAACAAAAGCUGAAGUCUCACAUUGUCGUGCAGCUGUUUCAUCCGAUCCUGAGGAACCAAACUAACGUGACGUGCGAUGAUAGUGGGGUACAGUUGCAGAAAGUGUUUGAUAAAAAAAAGUUGUUGUAGGUGAUUUCAGUUAUUUUUCUUAUCUUUGGUGCGGCUUUUGAUCAGCAGUGGGACAUGACCUCGUUCUGGUCUUGUUUUUAGAAGGGACCCUGCUGGGAGUAGGUGUAGACUCUUUGAUUUAGCACUAGAACUGAAUCAUUGCAGUUUUUACAUUAUGUGCAAUUUAAAUGUUGAGGUCAGAGACCAAAGUUCAAGGAAAGUAAUGAGUGGAUCAUUUCAACUUAUUAUUAUUUUUUUUUCUUGUCUUCAAUUAGAAAAUGAUCUGUGCUGCUUAAAGCGAAAACUGCUGAAAUCUAAAUGAAAAGAUCCAUUAAGAUUUGACAAACAGUGUAAGCUCCUACACACACUUUAAGGCUCACUCAUUCUCCUUAUCUUUUUGUUGUUCUGCAAAAGGAUAAGAAUAUUUUUUUUUUAUUUAUCAUGCAAAAAAAUAUUUUUGCAACUGAAAUUGGUAUGUCUAGAGGUUAAACCAGCAGAAAGCAACUUAAAUCUAAAGAGGAGAAUACAGUUUUAAUCACACAAGCUGUAGAAGACGUUUGUGGAUAAUUAUAUCUUCUUUUGAUCUUGCCUCUCAUUUCCUGUUUCCCAUUAUGCUCAUGUAUUAAUGUAUAAGUAGAGAACUGAAAUUGCAGAGGGCCAUGCAAAUCACACUGUUCUGGGUAUUCACACUGGUUCUAUUAUUUGUGUACACGUACUGAACUGGUGGUGUGUGAGGGGAGAAAGAAAACGUCUGUUACAACUUGUUUCCACUGACAUAUUCACCCAUCUUAAACACACACACACACACACACACUCCUAGCUCAUAUAGAAACAAGGUUCGUAUAGUUUCAAAGUGAAUGUGUGACUGUCUUCAAUAGAAGCAACUCAGAAAUCUAAAAAUCACCUACCAUGAAGGGAUUUUUUUUUUUGGCUUUCUCUCCUUCCCCACAUUAACCUGGGGCUAUUAGUCGUCUUAAUCAGUCAGUUUCUUUUAUAGAAUAGAAAAACUUAUAACUGAAAAUUGUGUAUUUGCACUUACACUCCUGUUUUCACGAGUAAAGUCUUCCUGCUCGUUACAUCUGCAGAAAGGGAGAAAUUUUGUCACUAAAAAGCGCCCUGACAAAGAUGGCGUUGAUCAGUCCUUCCACCGCUAACAAAAACCACCGCCAAUAAGAUGAUGGACACCACGGUCGCAGCGUCGGAAGGCCAACAGACUCUGUUACGCCGUCGUUACGUUUAAUGCAGGGAUCAGCAGGGGCGUCCAUUUUCCCGUCAUGUCCACUUCAGCUUCUGAUCAGACGUCUGUCCUGCUAAAUGAAAUUUGCUCAGACCCACAAAUGUUACAUGGCAUUUUGAGAAAACAAAAAAAACACAACAACUUACAAUUGCUUGUAAAUAUUAGGUUUUAAAAUAAUACUUUAUUUUAGUAGAAACUUUAGCAAAAACAAAGCAAAAAAGAAUGUUUGCAUUUUCUUCCGUGGAAUAUUGAUGUUUAUCCAAAAUGAUGUGACAAAAUACUAAAAGAAAGACAUGGCUUCUAAUCUAAUCGCUGAUUUAAAAAGAAGAACAGAAAAAUUUCAAAGUUAUUAAGAGCCAUAGUGGAAAGUUCAAAGAAUCACUGGCGGCUCUGGAGCCGCAGGCUGCAGACCCCUGCCUCAGACCUUUGAGUCUCUGACACAGGGAAGCAGUGGGAGGUUUACCUGCGGGCCGAAAGGUCGAACGGCAGCCAUUAAAGAUGAUAUUGCAUGGGAUAUAUUUCCUGUAAUUAAAACUCAACUGAGUGACAAACUGUUUAUAUCUGCUGCAGGAUAUAUAUUUUUUAUUUAUUUUCUACUUUUUUUUUAAGUGUGCUGAAAAAAUGAAUCACAGGAAGCACAAGAAUCACAAAGGAAUUAGUGAGCAACAUCAGGGACAAGACAUGUUUGUACAAGUGUGUGUAUCACACAAGCAAACAUCUCUGAAGAGAAAUUUUAUUCAAAACAUAAAAGAGGGAAAAAAAAUACAAUUAACAGAUAUUAAGAUUGUGCCUAAUGUCACUAGUGGAACUUGUGCAAGGAGUUUGAUCUUUAUUAAAAGCUUGUUACAGCAAAAAAAAAAAAAAAA